AUGGCUGGUCCUGUAGAUGCUAUUCUACAAAAGGCACCGCAUGUUGAAUGUAUCACGGUACCAGGAGUUGAGGAGUUUCUUCGUGGUGAUGCAGCAUUACCAGUUCUUUAUGGUAAGACAUGGGAUGAGGGGAAAGACGAUCCCUGGCUGGUGUUUCACACCUCGGGCACAACAGGAAACCCCAAGCCAAUCACCUAUACACAUCGAAUGAUGGCUGGUGCCGAUAUCGCGGCCUCUUUGCCGGACAUUGAAGAAACUCAUAUUCAUCAAUAUGCCCAGCGAAGGUGGUACACCCCCUUGCCCUCGCUCCAUUUCGUUGGCAUGUUGAUGAGUCUUGCCAUGACUGGGUUCGUGAAUAUGACAUCCGUUAUUGGGCCUCCAGCUCCUCCCACUCCCAAACUACUUAUCGACAUUUUCCGCUACGGCCGGAUAGACGGUGCACUUCUCAUGCCCGCUCUAAUUGACCAACUCUGCCUCCUUCCUGAAGGUAUUGAAGCGCUACGCGAGCUAAAAUACAUCCACUAUGCUGGAGCUCCCCUCUCAGCUAAAUCAGGAAAUUUACUUGCACCUUACACUCAAGUUGUCCCCUGUGUCGGCAGCACCGAAGCAGGCGGGUACUUUACAACUAUCCAUCAGAACAAGGAUGCAUGGGAUUACCUCUCUUUCCAGAAGCAUUCCGGGGCAGAAUUCCAACACCGCAUGAACGACCUGCAUGAGCUCGUAUUUGUACGUCGUCCCGAAUGCGCAAUGCAGCAGAUCUUCCAAGUCUAUCCAGAUCGAGAAUCCUUCGGAACAGAUGAUCUAUGGAUCGAACAUCCGGUGCACAAAGGGCUAUGGAAGAUUAUCGGCCGCAGCGAUGACUAUGUAUAUCUAGCCCAUGGUGACGGACUACAUGCUUCGCUUCUGGAACCAGAGAUCAUCGCUCAUCCUAGCGUGAAGUCGGCGAUAAUCGGAGGACAUGGGCAGAUCUCACCGGUUCUUCUGGUAGACUUGAACCCUGGGGUGGAGUUGAACAAUGAGGCUUUGAGGGAAAGUCUAAAGCCCUAUAUUGAGAAGGUCAAUGCACAUUGUCAUGACUGUGUGAAGCUCUCUUCGGAGCGGUUGAUCUUCGCCACGAAGGACAAGCCAUUCAUCUUGACGGUUAAAGGGAGUGUGGCGAGGUUGCAGACCUUGGCUCUCUAUGAGAGAGAGAUCGCAUCUUUGUUUGCUUAG
Aspergillus oryzae RIB40 is the source of this 1212-nucleotide messenger RNA. RefSeq names its product putative AMP-binding enzyme. Lineage: Eukaryota; Fungi; Ascomycota; Eurotiomycetes; Eurotiales; Aspergillaceae. The transcript is spliced from 3 exons. The record is from RefSeq and is a predicted model, not a curated record. The coding region runs from base 1 to 1212 and encodes 403 amino acids.